Tyto alba (common barn owl) is the source of this 5719-nucleotide messenger RNA. RefSeq names its product bone morphogenetic protein 3 (gene BMP3). The coding region runs from base 31 to 1476 and encodes 481 amino acids. Gene Ontology annotation, molecular function: growth factor activity; cytokine activity. The record is from RefSeq and is a predicted model, not a curated record. The transcript is spliced from 3 exons. Gene Ontology annotation, cellular component: extracellular region. NCBI's taxonomy places the organism in Eukaryota, Metazoa, Chordata, Aves, Strigiformes, Tytonidae. Gene Ontology annotation, biological process: BMP signaling pathway; osteoblast differentiation; SMAD protein signal transduction.
AGCCCUCCCAGCCGGGUCGGAGGGUGCAGGAUGGCGGCGUCGACCCGCUGGGUGCUGUGCCUGUGCCUGGGCUGGGGCUGCCUGUGCCUGGCGCGGGGAGACGCGCCGAAGGCUCGGUGGGCCGGGCUGCGGCGGCGACCGGCCCCGGGAGGGGUGAGGGGCGGCCGGGCCAGAGCCGCGGCAGGUGACUACGGGCCGGGGGAGCGGGAGAGGCUGCAGCCGGGGGACAAGGUCUCGGAGCACAUGCUGCGGCUUUACGACCAGUACAGCGGGGGGCGGGCGGCGGCGCGGCGGCCGCAGGACCCGCCGGGGCUGCCCGGGCUGCACCUCCGCCAAAGCAACACGGUGCGCGGCUUCCGCCCGCUGGCUGCAGGGAGCUCUGACAGACAGGAGAUGUACAUUUUUAACUUGACGUCACUCACCAAGUCUGAAAACGUCUUGUCAGCUUCAGUCUAUUAUUAUAUUGGUGAUCUGCUGCGUGCUAGAUGGAACUGUUCCCAAUCCAGAAGCUGUUCUCGUCACGGGCACGGGAAACCUGAAAUUCAGAUACAUCUUUCAGUUUGGACCUUUCCUUUGGUUGGGAACCAGAGUCGGAGCCUUGGACAUUUCCUAAUAAAUGUCUCCACUGCUUACCGGGAUGUCCUUUCCUGGCAGUGGAAGGAUAUCACUCAGCUCCUGCAUGAAGCUAAACAAAACAAUGAACUUCUGAUCAGUGUCAAAAUGGAUCUGACCAGCCAUCACCCCUGGAAAAGGGCACUUUCUCGCUAUGAACCCUACAUUCUGAUUUAUGCCAAUGAUUCUGCUAUUUCAGAGCCAGAGAGCGUUGUCUCUAGUUUGCAAGGGCACCGUCAUCCUCUGGCAAGGGUCUUUCCCAGGCCAGAAAACCAUGUGAGGAGCAGCCUUGGGAAGCGGCGGCGAAAACGCUCCGCAAACAUCCUGUUGCCGUUACAGAAUAAUGAGCUUCCAGGAGCCGAGUACCAGUACAAUGAGAAUGAGAGAUGGGAAGACAGAAAACCCUACAAAACCUUCCAGCCACGUUUAGCAGAGAGGGCAAAGAGCAAGAAGAAGCCUAGGAAGAAUCAUCACCAGAAGAGCCAGACUCUCCAGUUUGAUGAGCAAACACUGAAGAAGGCGAGGAGGAAGCAGUGGAAUGAGCCAAGGUAUUGCGCCCGGCGCUAUCUCAAGGUGGAUUUUGCAGACAUUGGCUGGAGCGAGUGGAUUAUUUCCCCUAAAUCCUUCGACGCCUAUUAUUGCUCAGGGGAAUGCCAAUUCCCAAUUCCAAAGGCCUUGAAACCAUCCAACCAUGCCACCAUCCAAAGCAUAGUGAGAGCUGUCGGGGUCGUCCCAGGCAUUCCUGAGCCUUGCUGUGUUCCUGACAAAAUGUCUUCUCUUAGUAUCUUAUUCUUCGACGAAAAUAAAAAUGUGGUUCUUAAAGUGUACCCCAACAUGACAGUGGAAUCCUGUGCGUGCAGAUAACAUCUCGGGAGACCCUUUUGAAAUGCUGAGGUGAUCACUUGCUAUUCUGGGGGAGGGCAGGGGGGUGGGGCAGAGCGGAGGGGUGUUUCAUGAUAUCUACUUUUUGUUUGCACUGCCAACGCGUUUUCUUUGGACAAAAAAAAAAAGAAAAAAAUGUCAACAAAUCCAAACAAUGAGGAUGGAAAUGGAAUGGAUUUUGAAUAGCAGUUCCAAAUAAAAAGAAUACAAACUUCAUUCGUCUCUGAAUUUGACCAAGACGCGAGUCUUGGCAAUGGGGACUGGCUGUUGCUGUUGAAAUCAAGAGAUGAGAGAAGAAUUUUCAUAAGACUCUUCAAGAUUGUUGAGACUGCCAGAAGGACAUUCUGAUCUAUUUUUGUACCAGAUUUUGGAAGCAGCAGUAGCUGUUAAUUUUUGUCUCUGUUCUUAUGGUGACUAAUGGGUAGGGAGAUUAGAAAUAUACUAUUCUCCAUUUUAAAGCUAAGCUUUCUGCCUUAGGUUAUUGAGUAGCGCAGCAAGGAAGAAAAACAAACCCAACAUCCUAAGAGCCUUAGAUAAUCCAACGUAGACAUAUAUCUCCUUGGUAUGACAUGUCACCAACUGCAUGUGUGUAUUCUGUUUCAUUGAUGUAUUCUUCGCACUUCAGCUUAUUAGGUGUCAGUGCCUUCGGUCAGAAGAACGCAAGACACAGUACUGCUGCGUGCAUGAUCGUGGUAUCUCAAAAGCAAAGACUUUUCUUUCACACCACUGUGGAAACUCAGCAGGCCGAGGGUAUGCAAGUUAUCACACUCAGUGAAGCGGCUGAGUGACUUGUUCACAACACAUAUUCUAGAACACAGCUGCAAAUAAUCUACAAGUAAAUCAUGGCAGUUGAUUCCUGAAGUGAAAUUCUUUGGUACAUAAUUUUUAUCUGUAGGCCUUCACUACAAUUAUUUGAUCAAAACUGACUCUGGUUGGUGAGUUUUGAUUGUUACAUUAAUCAAAUAGGACUUUUUUUUCUCAGUUCACUUCUACGCUGAAAAUCAAAUUUCUGGUGCCUAUGCUGUCAAUUUAAGAUUUCUUUUAAAAACUAAUUUGAGAAACUACAAGCAGGAAAGCAGACAUCUCAUGAAUCUCAGGCACAUCUGCAAAAAGUUUGUUCUGUUUCAGAGUAAAUGUUCACAGAAGUACUUUAGACAGAACCCCGGUUCCAUUUCCACCAACACAAGCUAUAGAGGAUGAUGCUUUCUAAAGCACUUUUGACUGGUGAGAGGGAUGUUUUAGUUUGCGCUAAGAGUGAACGUCAAACCACCUUUUCCAUAAGUUACCUACAUAACCGACUCUCUGAAAUAGUGUAUUUAAAGGGCAAAUAUUCAUAGGGAAUAAAUUAAUUCCCUAUCAUUGUGAGAGUUAAGUUGUCUGCUUUGGAGUCAGCAAUUCCUUGGCAUGUUAAAGGUGGCAACAGCUUUCCUAGUACGUGCCUUUUGGCAGCUUCAUAGCUAUUGGAGGCUAGUUUAAGUGCUCAGUCAUUGAUUUUUGUAUGUGGUCACUGGUGCCGUUGUGUUUACCAACUUGAGUAACCUGGAUGUCUGAGGGUGUGAGAGGUGUGGAAGUGGAAUAGGUAGCCUAGGGACCCUUUCAGCAAUCACUUUUUACCUGCAGAAAGUCUCAGUGGAAGCUGACAGUUUUUUAAAAAUAAAUAAAUAAAUAAAUAAAUAAAAAGACAAAAUGAACCACCAAUUAGUCCCAGAUGCACGUUAUGCUUGCAGCCCUUCCCUUACCCUGCUUGAACAGUAUACCCCUGCAGUCAGAUUCCUGGGGUGCCAGCGGAUACGUGUUUAUUGGCUCCAAUUAAGCAAUGCUGAUUAGCACAGCUAUCCAACCUGAUUGCUGUACGUUAGGAUGCCAAGAGGUCUGUAGCAGCAUAUUGCCUUGAAGGAUCUGUUCUCUGGAACUGGAAGAGAAAAGUCUCCACUUCUAGAGAACAAGUGCCAUCUUCAGCACAUAGAAGCAGAAUUGCCAUCAAACCCAAGCAUAAAAUAAGUGUGAAGCUAUGUACCUUCAAUCAAGGUUCACCUGAUCCACUUCCAUAUGCAGGAGAGAAGUCAGAUGUUCCCUUGUGCAAAUCAGAUGGGCUUAAAAACAGGAGGAAGAAGGCUGUGCUUUCCCCUUGGCUGAAAAUACAGACGGUUGCAGACAACCAAGAGCUUUUCACGGCUGUGUCUUAGUAAUGAAAAAGAGCCUGUCCUUCUGAUGCACAGCUGUGUGGGGUCCUGUCUUGACUUUGAGGACAGGCAGAAGUAGCGGUGUGCGCAGGCUGCCCGCACCGUGGGGCUCACCUUUUAAUCCACUGGUCUGCUCCUGGGCCUGGUGUCACUGGGACACGUGGGGGAUGUCACUGGCUAAGCUGGAAGCUGGCUCGGAUUUUUCAGUAGACAUGAGGCCGUGAAGGCAAAAUCAGAUGCAGUGGUUUCCAAUAGUUGUCUUUUGCAAGCGCUGCGCAGGUAAGUCCGUCAUUUAUACAAAUCAGUGUGAGAGUGGCUACUGUUAAAAAACACACAAGCUCAAAUGCUAAACCCAACUAAACAGAAUCUUCAAUUUGUAGAGAGCUUGCGUCAAAACAGGUUUGGUAGAGCUUGACAAGGCAACCUCAGCUUUGUGCCAGUAUGUCCCAUUUAUUUGUUCAAGGUGAGCUUGCUGGUGAUGAGUAACCAUGAGAAUAGCGUGUUGGCAGCCAAGCUUCCCAACUUCUGCACUCCAGAACAGAGGUACUAACAAAAUACAGGUGUUUCCCCAGCACAGCAGUCUGAGGCAGCUGUGCUCUGAGUCACUCUUUGGGACCUAAGCUGAGAUCAAGGCUAUAGGCAAUGCUUUCCAGUGCCAUGAUGGGACAGCCUGGAAGUGACCUUAAAAGCAUCACCUGAAAACGAACCAUAAAUAUGUUACGCUUGGAUUUCACUGGGCUACAGCUGGGCUGUGUCAUGAACCAUAUCAUGUAGAACAGGUACAAUCUUCCAGGCAAAACAUGAUCUGCCUCUUCCAACUCUAUGCUGAGUGUGUUCUCUUCAGUUAACCGUAUAGAAGUGAGACAUUUUAUGCCCAUGACUUGUUCUGCAUUUGAAUCUGUAAAUGAAACUUUCUACAUAAAGCCAUGUCUAGCAUCGGUAACUUAUUAAUCACACAGCCAAUGAUUUCUGUAUAUAACUUUGUAUUAGUAGGGACCUCAAAAAAAUUUCCAACUCGUUAUUAAUCAGCAUUUUAAUCUCAGAUCAGCACAGGGGGAUUUUCCCACCUGUUCUGUUUUUUGAAAUACUAUUAAUUGAUAAAUGUCUCUGCUUCCCAUCUAAUUAUGUAUUAUCUGAUGCCCGUGAAUUAUUUUUAUGGCUGGCUGAAAAGAUGGGCAGGAGAAUUCCUUGAGCUAUGCAAGCUCUCCCUUCAGAUCGGCUGCUCUGGGAGCACAGUCCCCAGAGAGGAGCAGACUGUGAGGAGGCCACUGCAGAAAGCUCUUGAAAACCUCACUCUUGGAGACUGAAUAGGAAAUCUCAUGGUAAGUGUGCAAAAUACAGAGUGCAAAAUAAAACUUGCUUAUCCUGCAAUGCGAUACCUCAACCCAGGAGAAUUGCCCGCUAGAACCAAUGACACUGUUCCCUGAACAGGGUCACAGGGCAGGCUGUGUUUUUUCCUUUGCCUGGGGGCCCUGAACUUGCAAGGAGCAGGGAACCUUUUGUGAGGUGCCGAGCAGCCCUGGGGUUGCGAAUCACUGUGCUCCGCUGCAGGGCUGGCCCAAGAGCUUUGCACGUUCAUCUCUGGCGAGAGGCUCAGCAGUUUGCAGGAGACUGAUGUCUUGUUUGGUGACCCAUUUUUCCUUGUAAAAACAGCCUUUUUAAAGGGUUUCUGUUGAAAGGUUAAUCUUUGUACAGACGAUGUCAAUUCAAAAAAAUUAAAAUUACCCCCCAAAAAAGAAAAGUUAUUUUGUAUAUGGAAAGAAACUUUAACAGAUGCUUUUAAUUUAUUUUAUAUCUGUGGCCGUCCUGUCCUCUUAAUGUUUUGUUCUUUAUCGCAGUGCUUUUUAAACAAUACAAUCUUCUCUGUUGUCGCAAAGAUGAAAUGCUAGGACCAUAGUCAAGUUCACGGGGACAGGUUGCAGCCACACUGUGAAGGGCAUGUUUCACUACUGAGGUAUAAGCUUGCCUGAUAUGUAUUUUUAUCCCUACAAUAAUGGGAAAGUUUCACUAGGAACUCUGGAGAAAAUAUAAAAUAAAAUCAC